Molecule: messenger RNA, 1872 nt
Organism: Wickerhamiella sorbophila
Lineage: Eukaryota; Fungi; Ascomycota; Dipodascomycetes; Dipodascales; Trichomonascaceae
Product: DNA polymerase alpha-associated DNA helicase A
Exons: 1
Coding region: 1-1872 (623 amino acids)
Molecular function (GO): ATP binding; DNA binding; 5'-3' DNA helicase activity
Source: RefSeq, a predicted model, not a curated record
AUGGACCUUCGUGAAGCCAUUGAAAAGGAGCAGCAAACUGACACGCUAGAGACGGCAAAGUUGCUGAAAUCAUUGCCACCAAAGGUGCUGGCCAGGCGCGGGUUGGCAAUGCUCAAUCUAAGCCUGAACGGAGUCUCUACGGGCCUUGGUGGCCGCACUUUGUUCGAGCUCGGUCCUGACAAGGCUAUUGGGCUAUUUGAUCCUGUAGUCAAGGUCGGCGAUAUUGUGCAGGUGGCAAAACAACCAAAGCAGACGGUAGAGCCAGGUGGGUUCGAGGCGGUGGUUGUAAAGGUGUCGAAAGAGUCGAUUGUCGUUGCCUCCGACGAUGACUCGAUUGAGUUUCCUGACGCACGACUAUGGAUUGUAAAACUUGUCAACGAGGUUACCUAUAAGCGAAUUAAGUGGGCGAUUGACCGUUUCGAAAACCACACCACCACUAGACUGCUGGAUAUCGUUAAGGGGUCCGCUGCACCCCACAUUGAACAAGCAGACUUUACCCCGCUGGGUUCUUUGAAUGAUCCGCAGAGGGUAGCCGUCAAACAUGCAUUGGGUUCUGAAGUCGCGGUGAUCCAUGGACCGCCAGGUACAGGGAAAACGGCUACAAUUGUCGAGAUCGUUCGUCAACUGGUGGCUAAAGGUGAACGGGUUUUGAUCUGUGGUCCGUCCAACAUCUCUGUUGACAAUAUCGUGGAGCGCCUUUCUCCUCAUGUUCGUGGUCUCCUUCGAUUGGGGCAUCCGGCUCGUCUUUUGGACUCGGUCAUGAUGCAUUCGCUGGACCUGGUUGCAAAACAGAGUAACGAAGGACAAGUUGUUCGCGAGUUGCAAACCGAGAUCAAUCAGGUCCUGGGGAAAGUCAAAAAGGCCCGCGGCUCCGAGCGUAAAGCUCUUUGGAGUGACCUCAAAACUCUGCGAAAGGAUUAUAGAGUCCGUGAAAAAACUGUCGUUCGGGAUCUCAUUUUGAAGGCCAGUGUCGUUGUUGCAACGUUGCACUCGGCAGGCUCAAAAUAUCUCGGUGAUGCCGUCAAUUUUCUCGGCGGUAUACCCUUGUUCCAUACUAUUGUCAUUGAUGAGGUUUCACAGGCCUUGUUGCCCCAGUGCUACAUCCCACUGGUGAUCGAGCCCAACGCUAAAAGGCUCGUUGUCGCAGGCGAUAACAAGCAAUUACCUCCAACUAUAAAAUCAACUGAAUCUUCUGUUUUAAAGACUCUCGAGCGGACCCUCUUCGACCAACUUGUUGAUAGCUGUGGUCCAGCAGUGAAACACCUUAUCACGAUUCAGUACCGCAUGGCCCAGGAAAUCAUGGAGUUUCCCUCGAAAGCAAUGUAUAAUGGAAAGCUAAUCGCCGACAAGUCAGUUGCUUCCCACCGUCUUUACCAUCUUCCUCAUGUCGAGAAAAACAAUACCACUGAAUCCGUCGUCCUUUGGGUUGACACCUUGGGUGAUAUGUACCCUGAACAAAAAGAAGAAGAGGCGUUUUCCACCAAAAACAUCGGUGAAGCAGAGCUUGUUGCAGGUUUUCUUUCGAAACUCUUGGAUUCUGGGGUCAACCCAGACGAAAUCGGAGUCAUCUCCCCGUACAAUGCUCAAGUAGGAGAACUGAGGCGACUGCUACCUUCAGUAGAGGUUUCAACUGUGGACGGGUUUCAAGGUCGCGAAAAGGAGGUUAUUUUGAUAAGUCUUGUGCGUAGUAACCCUGAUAAGGAAGUUGGGUUCGUUGCAGAUGAUAGGCGGAUGAACGUCGCCAUAACCAGACCACGCCGCCAGUUGGUGAUUUUCGGUGAUAGCGAAACAAUUGGUGCAAAUGAUGGAUUCUUGAAGAAUUGGGUGGAAUGGUGCCAGGAUAACGCAGAUAUCGAGUAUGCAGAUAGCUAA